Messenger RNA from Camellia sinensis, 3374 nucleotides. It is a transcript of the gene MCM2, whose product is annotated as minichromosome maintenance (MCM2/3/5) family protein. Gene Ontology annotation, cellular component: MCM complex; nucleus. Lineage: Eukaryota; Viridiplantae; Streptophyta; Magnoliopsida; Ericales; Theaceae. Gene Ontology annotation, molecular function: 3'-5' DNA helicase activity; single-stranded DNA binding; single-stranded DNA helicase activity. Gene Ontology annotation, biological process: DNA replication; double-strand break repair via break-induced replication; mitotic DNA replication initiation. The record is from RefSeq and is a predicted model, not a curated record.
GUAGUAGAGAGGAACGGAGGGGGUGGUUGCGUCGUGUGCCCUAAUUGCCUAGUUUUGCAGAAUCCUUAUACCUGAAAGAAAAAUUCCAAAAAAAGAAAAAGAAAAAAAGGGAAGAGAUGGCUUCCGCUUCCUCCUCAUCAUCCUCAUCCGGCGAGCAUGGGAACCUUCCGCCAUCGACCCCCGAUUCACCUACCUCCGCUGGGUUUAACACCGAUCAACUCCCACCUAACACCAGCCGUACCUCCGAAAACUACUCUGACGACGACGAGGCCGCCGUUGAUCCCGAUAUCAUCCCCGAAGUUGCUGACGAAGAGGAGGAGGAGGAGGAGGAAGGAGAGGAUCUUUUCAACGACAAUUACAUGGACGAUUACCGGAGGAUGGAUGAGCACGACCAGUAUGAACCAGUGGGGCUGGACGAGUCCCUCGAAGACGAGAGGGAUUUGGAUCAGAUCAUGGCUGAUCGAAGGGCUGCUGAGUUGGAGCUUGAAGCCAGAGAUGGCCGCGCCUCUCAGCGCAAGCUUCCCCAACUACUCCACGACCAAGAUACAGAUGAUGAUAACUACAGGCCUUCAAAACGGCCAGAGCUGAUUUUAGGCCUCCCACUACAGCAAGAAGUUUUGAUGAUACUGAUGCAAUGCAAAGUUCACCCGGUAGAUCACAACGGGGACACUCGAGAGGAUGUGCCUAUGACAGAUCAGACUGAUUAUGAACCCUAUGAUGAUGAUAACGAUGAUGAAGGAGAGUUUGAGAUGUAUCGCGUCCAGGGAACCCUUAGGGAGUGGGUUACUAGGGAUGAAGUGCGCCGCUUCAUUGCCAAGAAAUUCAAGGAGUUCUUGCUAACAUAUCACAAAUCAAACAAUGAUGAAGAUAUUGUCUAUGUGCGGCAGAUAAAUGAGAUUGUGUUAGCUAAUAAGUGUAGUCUGGAGAUUGACUACAAACAAUUCAUCUAUGUCCAUCCUAACAUUGCGAUCUGGCUGGCUGAUGCACCUCAGUCUGUCCUUGAGGUUAUGGAAGAAGUUGCUAAAAAUGUUGUCUUUGAAUUACAUCCGAAGUACAAGCAAAUCCACCAAAAGAUCUACGUCCGCAUCACCAAUUUACCUGUUUAUGAUCAGAUACGCAAUAUAAGGCAGAUCCAUUUGAACACCAUGAUUCGUAUAGGGGGAGUUGUGACUCGACGAUCUGGAGUAUUCCCCCAGUUGCAGCAGGUAAAGUAUGAUUGCAACAAAUGUGGCAUGAUUCUUGGACCAUUUUUCCAAAACUCAUAUUCGGAGGUUAAGGUUGGUUCUUGCCCAGAAUGCCAAUCAAAAGGACCAUUCACUGUCAACAUUGAGCAGACAAUAUAUAGGAAUUAUCAGAAACUUACUCUCCAAGAGAGCCCGGGAAUUGUGCCUGCAGGUCGACUUCCAAGAUACAAGGAAGUAAUACUUUUGAACGAUCUAAUUGACUGUGCUCGCCCUGGGGAAGAGAUUGAGGUCACUGGAAUCUACACGAACAAUUUUGACUUGUCAUUAAACACAAAGAAUGGAUUUCCGGUAUUUUCCACAGUAGUCGAGGCAAACUAUGUCACGAAGAAGCAAGACCUAUUUUCAGCUUACAAGCUUACAGAGGAGGACAAGGAAGAAAUUGAGAAGUUGGCUAAGGAUCCAAAUAUUGGAGAAAAGAUUAUCAAGUCAAUUGCUCCAUCAAUCUAUGGCCACGACGACAUAAAAACUGCAAUAGCUCUUGCAAUGUUUGGAGGUCAAGAGAAAAAUGUUGAAGGGAAACAUCGGUUGCGAGGUGACAUAAAUGUGCUCCUGCUAGGUGACCCAGGGACAGCCAAAUCUCAGUUUCUCAAGUAUGUUGAAAAGACUGGCCAUAGGGCUGUUUAUACAACUGGGAAAGGAGCUUCUGCUGUAGGGCUGACAGCGGCAGUACACAAGGACCCAGUCACACGAGAGUGGACACUUGAAGGAGGGGCCCUUGUACUUGCCGAUAAAGGGAUAUGCCUUAUUGAUGAGUUUGACAAGAUGAAUGAACAGGACAGGGUAAGUAUCCAUGAAGCAAUGGAGCAGCAAAGUAUUAGCAUAUCAAAGGCUGGGAUUGUCACUUCUCUCCAAGCUCGGUGCUCUGUUAUUGCUGCUGCAAAUCCUGUUGGUGGAAGAUAUGAUUCCUCAAAGACUUUCUCACAGAAUGUUGAAUUGACAGAUCCAAUCAUUUCACGUUUUGAUAUCCUUUGUGUUGUUAAGGAUGUGGUGGACCCAGUCAAGGAUGAGAUGCUUGCAAAGUUUGUAGUUGAUAGUCAUUUCAAGUCUCAACCCAAAGGUGUUUACAUACAUGAGAAAUCCGUAAGCAAUUCACAAGAAGAAAUUGAAACAUCUUCCAUGCCAACUGAUCCUGAGAUACUCCCUCAAGAUUUGCUAAAGAAGUACUUAACUUUUGCCAAGUUAAAUGUAUUCCCAAGGUUGCAUGAUGCGGACCUUAACAAGCUCACACAAGUUUACGCUGAACUACGGAGAGAAUCUUCGCAUGGACAAGGAGUUCCCAUUGCUGUGAGGCACAUCGAAUCAAUGAUUCGGAUGUCUGAAGCACAUGCAAGAAUGCACCUCAGACAGCAUGUUACUCAAGUAGAUGUGGACAUGGCAAUUCGUGUCCUGCUUGAUUCAUUCAUUUCAACACAGAAAUUUGGUGUUCAGAAAGCUUUGCAAAAGAGCUUCAAAAAGUAUAUGACUUUCAAGAAGGAUUUCAAUGAAUUAAUCCUCCAUCUCCUUAGAGGGCUUGUGAAGGAUGCACUGCACUUUGAAGAAAUUGUGUCUGGCUCUGCCUCAAAUCUAACUCAUAUUGAUGUGAAAGUGGAGGAGCUACAGAGCAAGGCACAGGAUUAUGAAAUCACUGACUUGAAACCGUUCUUCUCCAGCACCCUUUUCUCUAGAGCCAACUUUGAGUUUGAUGAAGAAAGAGGAGUGAUACGCCAUCACCUUCUGGGAUGAUGGUGAAGUAAGUGUUAUGUUUUUUUGUUUUUUGUUUUUUUUCAGAAUGGCAGGUAAGCUGUUUUGUUUCUCUCAUAUUACUUGGGGUGCUUGAAGAGCAACACAGAUUGGCCAAAAGAAAGAGGGUUCCAAGUCAUGGGAAGGCAUUGUAUUAAACCAAAGAUUCUCUGGGAUCGGUCAUGACCUCUUCUCUAUUAUAGCAGGCCUUGUGUUUGAGUAAUCUGUAUCAUUUAUAUCUGUUAAGUCUAUUACUAUGAUUUAUAAUUACAAAAAUAUUAUCAUCAUAUAAUUUUGUAUGCUCUUUUUGGUUUUUUAUUUUAGUUUAUUUGAACUGCCUUGUCGUGUUCAUUUAAAAGAAAUACGUGAAAAGAGCCAACUACAUGUUAAUAGUCGUUCUUGACAUAAAAA